CGUCCCAACUGCCUUGCCGGCUGGCUGUGUGUGUGCCUAUAGCCCCCUCUCCCUGGCUCUCACAUACACACAUCGCGCAGACACACUCCCUCACAUAUACACACACUCUCGCAGAGCCGAUCAGUGCAGGCAGCGCAGAGCCUGGUAAUUGUAUUGCUCCCUCCAAGCGGAAGGAAGGACCAAGAGAGAGACAAGAGAAAGAAGAGGAGGAGGGAGGAGACAUAUAAAAACUUUGAUUUUUGUAAACAAUUUUCUUGUUUUUUUCCGGAGGAGGUUGACAUGACAAUGACCCGGUAUCGCCGAUGGAUUCGGUAGGACACCCAUUAUCCGAGUGUUUUUUAAUGCACUCUGAACAAGAGUAGAAUGAACUUAUCGAAGGGGCCCUUGGUGAACAGCAGCAGUGAAGAUAACUCUAAGUCAACUUUUGGUAAAUGCGGCGCUGGCGCCUGGAGGAUGCACCAGAGCUACGAUCCACUGGAGGCCAACCACAUGAGAGACGCACAUGCCCUCUACAACCCCAGGCUUCUCUGCAGAAUGUCCAGUAAGGAGCGCCACCUUGAGUCAAACUGUCCGUCCUCUUACAUAAAGACUGAGCCGUCUAGUCCUGCCUCCCUGACUGACAGUCUAAACCAUCACUCCCCUGGUGGCUCCAGUGACGCUUCAGGCUCCUAUUCAUCCACGAUGAACGGUCACCCAAAUGGCUUAGACUCCCCAAGUCUCUAUGGUUCCAACGCAGGGCCCCUGGGUCCCGCUGGUGGACCUGGAUCGAAGCGUUAUGAGGACUGUUCAUCAACUAUUGGGGAAGACUCACAGAUUAAAUGCGAGUACAUGUUGAAUUCGAUGCCCAAAAGGCUGUGUCUGGUGUGUGGGGACAUUGCGUCAGGGUACCACUAUGGAGUGGCAUCUUGUGAGGCCUGCAAGGCUUUCUUCAAACGCACUAUCCAAGGCAACAUAGAGUACAGCUGUCCAGCCACCAACGAGUGUGAGAUCACCAAGAGGAGACGCAAGUCGUGCCAGGCCUGCCGCUUCAUGAAGUGUCUGACUGUGGGCAUGCUGAGGGAGGGUAAGGGAAAAGGUGUUCGUUUGGACAGGGUUCGUGGGGGGAGACAGAAGUAUAAACGCCGGAUAGAUGCAGACAACAGUCCAUACUUGAACCCACAGCUGGCUCUGCCUCCCAAGAAGCCAUUUGCCUUUGGCUGCCUUGCAGAUAACAAAAUCGUCUCUCACCUGCUGGUUGCCGAGCCAGAGAAGAUUUACGCCAUGCCUGACCCAACAGUACCAGACAGCGACAUCAAGGCCCUAACUACGCUGUGUGACCUGGCAGAUAGAGAGCUAGUGGUCAACAUUGGCUGGGCCAAGCACAUCCCAGGGUUCUCCACGCUGUCUUUGGCGGACCAGAUGAGUCUACUGCAGAGUGCAUGGAUGGAGAUCUUGAUCCUGCGUGUCGUCUACCGUUCACUGUCCUUCGAAGACAAAUUGGUGUAUGCUGAGGACUACAUAAUGGACGAGGACCAGUCAAAACUAGCUGGUCUUUUGGACCUGAACAACGCCAUCCUCCAGCUGGUCAAGAAAUACAAAACUAUGAAACUAGAGAAGGAGGAAUUUGUCACUCUCAAGGCAAUUGCUUUGGCUAACUCAGACUCCAUGCACAUUGAAGAUGUGGAUGCAGUGCAGAAGCUCCAGGAUGUGCUGCACGAGGCCCUGCAGGACUACGAGGCUUCCCAGCACCAGGAGGAUCCCCGUCGGGCAGGCAAGCUGCUCAUGACCCUCCCCCUGCUCCGCCAGACCUCCACCAAGGCUGUGCAGCAUUUCUACAGCAUCAAGCAGGAUGGCAAAGUCCCAAUGCACAAACUCUUCCUGGAGCUGCUGGAAGCCAAGGUGUGAGGACGGAAGGAUAGAUGGAAGGACAGACAGACGCCAGUCUCAACCACCUGAGCUUCAACUCGAACUCUGAACAACUACUUUGAAUGACCUCUUGCUCUUUUACAUGCACACACUCUCACACACAUACACACAGAGAAGUGUCCCCGAAGUACUGUCUGUCUGCUGACACAUCCCCCUAUGAAUAACAAGCUCCUUAAACCUCUCACCUGAACCUGAAACCUACACCACCUUUGACCAUGGGGCGAUCACUUGAAGUUUCAUUUCGGGGGAGACGCUGACGGACUGAUAUGACCCUACUCUGCAUUACCAAGGAAGGAAGAUAUUUUGUUUUAAAACUAUUAAUAAUCACCGAAAAGUUACCGUGGUGACUUUGAACACUGAUGAUAGCAAAACAGUCACUUAUGCAUUUAAUAACAAUUAAGAUGUUAUUAAUAACAAGCGCUUAAUGAGGACACAUUUUAAAGACACUGAAAACUCUUCAUUUUAGUUCUGAGAGACUCUAAGACUGCACUCCUGUCUCUUUUCCCUACCUAUUUGCCCCACAGAGUUUUUUAAGUGUUCAAGAAGAAAAUAAGUGAAAAAAUGAACACUAAAGAAAUAUUAAUGACAUUUCUUGCCCAGUUACUUGUACAGUGCAAUUUGGAUGGAUGGACAGAAAUAGAAGAAGAGGAGAUAUGCCCUGCCAAAUAAUGGAGCUCAUCCAUUCAGAGGAUGCCAGCAAACUUUACAGUCAUAACCCACAACAGUUUCUGCUCUGAUAAGCAGUGGUUUUCAAUCUAAAGCCUCGGGACUAAAGAGUUACGCUGCUCUUCUGUUAGAUCAGUGACUUAAAUUUUUUUUCUGCUCGUACAAAAACCAGCGGGGCUCCGAGUCUGAAGGCCUGUGAUUGAAAGUCACUGCUUUAACUACUUUCUGGUUCUCCUAAAAUCCAACCCGUGGUUUCCCAUGACUCCCCCCCCUUUAACUACAACUUGACUCUUUGUUGUGAUAACAAACAUGUCAGAAUUACCAUUAUAUUAGCCUUUGCACACAUACUAUGGCUGAGAAUGGUUUCCAGUGUUCUGACCGCUGGAGGUGUGGUAUAUUGACAGAGUUCAAAUAUCAGUUCAACAGCCCAACAUAAGAUUUAAUCAGUACCAUGAAGAAUGGAUUCCUGCUCAACUAAUUGUCAAAUCUCUUCUCCAUCCCUGUAUAUUCUGUCAAAUCCUCCUCCUGGGUUUGGACGUCUGUUUGAAACCUUCUCAGCUGCUCAGUGGCCUGGGUCUGCAGCUCACCAUGCACCAGUCCAGAUCUCAGUCAAUGUGCCAUUAAGAAUAGUCCAGCACAUGCUCAUUUACCAAUCCAAACUCCCAAAAAAACUGCACUCAACUGUCACUUCAGUACUUUUUCCUCCUGGUUCUGUUGCGUACUCAACUUCCAGAUCAUCUCUCGCGUUGGUGCAGAGACGUUUUUAGUGAUUUAUUGAGGGAGUGAUGGGGGAGCUUCAGUCACUCAACGCAUUACAAACAAACAGAAGGAAAGGGGUGCUGACAAAACUGACUGAAGAACAACUUUGAAACUCCUUAUUUUUUCUUUGUUUCUAUCUUGAAAAUAAUCUUAGCGACGAUACCAAUAUUAGGGUUGUAAAUAACUGUCAUCCUGUAUAUGACAUAUAACACAGCUUUGUUUUUGUUAUUAAUAUUGUCUUCUUAAAACUAAAUCAAUCAAUAUGUCUUUCCUUUUUCUAUCAGCUUGACCACUUUCAGCAAUUAUCAUAUAUAUAUAAAUAUAACAAGUAAUAAUGUAUUAACAAAUCAGCGUUUAUCUUAGGAACUCUGAGCAAUAGUGGUUUUUAAAGGAGGGGUUUGUGCAUAUGGACUAAGUCUGCAAUAUUAACAUUACGUGCCAGUCUUAAAUUCGGGGGGAGGAGAGAGAGGAUGGGGAUUUGAGGAGAGUUGUAGCUUCUCUUCCUCUCUGUGUAACUUGCCAUGAGCUAUUAGAUAACAGUCAAUAAUUCCUUUUGUAAGACAGUGAGGCAGUGAAAGAUUUGGGCCGGGAAUGUCAGGAUAAAGCGUUAAAGCAGCCGUCACCAUACGGCGUUAAGAGCGCGCAAAGGAUGGCAAAUUUGAGGGUUAAAAUGCAAAAUUUAAAGAUCGUUUCGCAGUUCCAACACGGUUCUAACGUUGCACCUUUCUUGUGACCAAUCUCUUUUCGCAUUCACAAUUUUUCCAGGCAUUAAAACGACAUUAAACGAGGCAAUUCUUUGUUUGAGAUUUGCAGUUAAAUAAUACACAGUUUUGCCCAGCAUCUCUUCAAGGUGUUUACUGUACGCCAUCCACCAUGUAGAUACAAUAGGUGUGGGGACCAUUUUAAAAACCUGGCAGAGGGAAUCGGUGCUACUAUAAAACGAAACAUUAUCUGAAUUUAAAUAAUUAAAUAAAUAAAAAUUCAGUGACUACUUACUGUUAGCUCACUAUUUCACUUCCUCUUCCUCAUUUGGCACUGCAUCUAAAUUUCUGUUUUGUGGAAAAAAAAAAUUUGGAAUACACACAACCUCUGAAUAGUAUGUUUUAAUUCUGACUUUAUUCAUCCUGGCAGCCUUUUUUGAUGAUUAUUUCUUUAAAUCUCAACAUCAAAAUUGCUGUGUUAGAUUAAAACAGUGUCCAGGAACAGGAAAUGAAAAUGUGUCACUACAGAAAGCCGUCAUAUAUAUGAAGAGGCUCUGAUUUUUAUUGUUAUAGCAAGACUGCACACGGUAGACUGAUCACAGCUUUAACAGGUGGAGACUGUCUAGGGAUUUUUAUAUUAUUAUUUACGUAACUCUUAAAGCCAAGUAAGAAUGCCAAAAUGUGCAAUCUAGAUGAUGUAAUCUAAUAUAAAAUGGCAACUUGUCACAGCUGAAGAGCGCUGCAGUUAAGUGUAGUCGAUCUCUAACAUCACACGCUCUGUAUCAAACAUCAGUAUCGUUAGUAAGGGGUAUUUUUAAACAUUGUAUAUUGUAAAUUAUACAGAUUAUAAUUCUAACAUAAGACAUUUUAUUGGAAACAAAAUCAAGAAAAAAAAAAACAAAAAGAAAAAAAAAAAUAGUAGUUCAGCCUCGAUGUGUGUUUCAUGUUCGCUGUUUUUUCUAUCAAGGAAAAAAAAUGUUUAUGUUCUAACUGUUUUUCGGUUUAACGUCCACUUUUCUUUCGGAUCCUUUCCUCCUCUGUUGAAUCCUCUAAGGCGUUGCUGUGUACUUUUCCUCGUAGUGAACCCCGUUCUUGUGCCGUGUGCUUCUUCUUUAGACGACACAGAGUAGAGUAGAGGCCAUGUUGUCUGUCUGUCGGAUCAGUCCGUUGGGGGUCUGGGUACCGGAUUCUCUCACAAUGAACCGAACCGGAUAUAAGGCUCUUCUUCUUCUUCUAGAAACUUCCUAGACCACCGAGAUCAAAUUACAGUAUUCAUCUUUACCAAACUAUACAUAAAUAAUUAAAUAUUUAGUAUCUAAAUGAAGAGACACCAUACGAGUAUUUAAAAAGGGAUCAUUUGUGUAACUUUCCUGUAGAAUAAACAAUAUACUGUAUAUCUUUAGGUUUAAAUAAAGGUGAAAUGAACAGGACAUUUGAGUAAUUCAGCACUGUAGGUGACUCUUUUUUGAUAAACUCGCUGUACAUAACUGCCCUCCAUACAGCUCAGCUCAGUCAUCUUUACCGUUUCAGCUGUCAAAAAAAAAAAAGAAAAUAAUAUAAUGACUUUUUUAAUCUUUCUAUUUUUCCUUUUUCGGCAAUUUUUCUGGAAAUUCUGUAUGAACAACGAGCGACAGGUGAUCGAACAGGUGAAGGGCACAACUAAAGGUCCUGUUGGAUUGAUCUGAAAUGUUAAAGGAAAAGCUUGACAUGUUCAUUUUGCACGUGUUUCUUCUCUUUACAACUCACUCAUUACAUCGUCGGGUUCUUUUUCUGUGUCGACAACAUAAUUCAACCACAAAUUCCAGACUUACAGACAUUUUAAUGAUUGUGUUAUUAUGCUUGUGAUACCUUUUUACACACAUCUAUAGGUUUAUAGAUUCUGCGCUCCCAAUAGCAUCAAGUCAAAGGCACUAGGGCUCAUCAGUGGUCAUAAACACUAAUGUGAUGUUUCAGAAAAUGCAUGAGAAAUGUUUUCCCUGAUGACGGAAGAUGAAUUUCCUAUUUUGAUUGUAACUAUAACUUCAAACACCUCAUUGUCAGGAAGGGAUUCUUAUCAUCUGCACUAAUUUUACACAAUAUAAGAAGAAAGGUGCUGUUUUCUUACUAUUGUUUUUGUCCUUUUUUACCCCCUGAAUAUUUCAGCAUAAUGAAAGCUAUUACAGGACAAAUAGUGGAGUUUGCAAAUGAAACUGUUUAACAAAUGCUGUUAUUGAAGUGUGAUUAAAUAUCAGAUUUAUCAUAUAUCAAUUAAGUCAGUAAUUCAGAACGAUGAAUGUAUUACAGCAACUUUUCCCAGACCAUAGAUGUUUAGUUCUCUUGACAGGAAGUGACUGACAUCGUGCCAUUUUAUUUUGUUAGCUGGAUCCUGCAGAAAUGUCUACCAAGCUACCGUGCUUUAACGAUAAAUUAGACCGUUUUUUUCUUUCAUCCGGGAAGGGAAAUUAAAAUUUUUAUCAACUAAAAGCAGGAGGAAGAUUUUGAUGUAACUCACUGCUUGUAGCCAAGAUACUAUUUAGCUGUACAGGAAGGGAGUUUUUUUUUUCCUCUAGAACACAUUUUUUCUCUCAUUAAAAAAGCAAUAUUUUGAUGUCUGGCAAGAGUUGCACUUGUUAGUGUUGGGUUUUCGAUUCAGAUGCCAAUGUAUUUUUUCAAGCAAUUCUGCAGUAACCACAGGAAUAACAAGGCGAUCAAUGUUAUGACAAAGCAAACUGGUGUUUUCUAUGAGGUGCAGUGAGAGGACUAUAUGGGUUUUUACAGAGCCACUGAUAAGUAGAGUUUGACCUGCUGCACUUUGAGUAUUCUGUUACUUUUUAUUGCCCUCAUCUGGAACUAAGAUCCAUCUACUGCAAAUAUGUAUGUAACCAUAGUUUAGCGGGAAAAGAACGACAAGUUAUUUAGCCGUAGCGACCAAGCAGGAUUGUCCAUUUCCCAUGGCUGCCCCUGAAAACUGCUAAGGCCAAACUGUGUGUAUCUACAGCUCUACAGUGUUUAGUCAUUUAGUUGUAUUUAAUCCCCAAAUAACUGCCACCUGUGCUGCGGUUAACCCUGCAGUCUGGAUUUGCAAAACGGAGGAAAAUUGGUAAGGGAAAGAGGAAAGUUGACACAUUUGUUUUAAAGAGGUUUUGAAGAUGAAUAGACCCUUCCAUGGUGGAGAACAGUUGUGGAAAAGAGAAGACCCUGUAGUGUUAUUAAAACAUGUCUGUAGAUUUUAGAUGUGCUUCACAUCAGUAAAUGGAGAAAAAAAAAAAAAAUAAACAAUUACCUGUAUAUUUUUGUGACGUGUAUCAUACAAGUGUGCUCCAACGAUAAUGUCCAUUUGUGUAAAUGUAUUUAUUUCACAUUGUAUAUAUUGUUCAAUGCAAAAAGAGAGACCUAUGAUUCUGUAACUUAAACUACUAUGGGUUGAAACAUUACAUGUGUUACUCCAGACUAUGCCUUUCAGGAUUAUUACAGUAGAGCAAUAUCAAUUAAAACCAGGCUUCCAGUUUUGA
Molecule: messenger RNA, 7522 nt
Organism: Sphaeramia orbicularis (orbiculate cardinalfish)
Lineage: Eukaryota; Metazoa; Chordata; Actinopteri; Kurtiformes; Apogonidae
Gene: esrrga
Product: estrogen-related receptor gamma a
Exons: 9
Coding region: 364-1884 (506 amino acids)
Biological process (GO): regulation of DNA-templated transcription
Cellular component (GO): nucleus
Molecular function (GO): sequence-specific DNA binding; steroid binding; nuclear steroid receptor activity
Source: RefSeq, a predicted model, not a curated record